Messenger RNA from Peromyscus leucopus (white-footed mouse), 1127 nucleotides. It is a transcript of the gene Tnnt3, whose product is annotated as troponin T3, fast skeletal type. The transcript is spliced from 18 exons. Gene Ontology annotation, cellular component: troponin complex. Gene Ontology annotation, molecular function: tropomyosin binding; troponin C binding; troponin I binding. Gene Ontology annotation, biological process: regulation of muscle contraction; sarcomere organization; muscle contraction. The record is from RefSeq and is a predicted model, not a curated record. The coding region runs from base 124 to 942 and encodes 272 amino acids. Lineage: Eukaryota; Metazoa; Chordata; Mammalia; Rodentia; Cricetidae.
GAAGAUCAGAUGUCACUAUAACAUGAAGGGGUGAGGCUGUCGGACAGUGCCUGCUGCUGGUCCUGUCCACAGGGAGCCCUCAGCCUUUCUCAGACUCCACUGCAGACACAACCCACCGCCACUAUGUCUGACGAGGAAACUGAACAAGUCGAGGAACAAUACGAAGAGGAAGAAGAGGCCCAGGAAGAAGAAGUCCAGGAGGAAGCCCCGGAACCAGAGGAAGUCCAAGAAGAUGCUGUCGCAGAAGAGGAGCAGGAGGAGGACGAGGAAGAGGAGAAACCAAGACCCAAACUCACCGCUCCUAAGAUCCCAGAAGGGGAGAAAGUAGACUUCGAUGAUAUUCAGAAAAAGCGUCAGAACAAGGACCUCAUGGAGCUCCAGGCUCUCAUUGACAGCCACUUUGAAGCCAGAAAGAAGGAGGAGGAGGAACUGAUUGCACUCAAGGAGAGAAUUGAGAAGCGCCGUGCGGAAAGAGCUGAGCAGCAAAGAAUCCGUGCUGAGAAGGAGCGGGAACGCCAGAACAGACUGGCGGAGGAGAAGGCCAGAAGAGAGGAAGAAGAUGCCAAGAGGAGAGCUGAGGAUGACAUGAAGAAGAAGAAGGCCCUGUCCUCCAUGGGUGCCAACUACAGCAGCUACCUGGCCAAGGCUGACCAGAAGAGAGGCAAGAAGCAGACAGCCAGGGAGAUGAAGAAGAAGAUUCUUGCCGAGAGACGCAAGCCUCUGAACAUCGACCAUCUUAGUGAUGACAAGCUGAGGGACAAGGCCAAGGAACUCUGGGAUACCCUGUACCAACUGGAGACUGACAAAUUUGAGUUUGGGGAGAAGCUGAAACGCCAGAAAUACGAUAUCAUGACUGUCCGGGCCAGAGUGGAGAUGCUGGCCAAGUUCAGCAAGAAGGCUGGUGCCACAGCCAAGGGCAAAGUCGGUGGGCGCUGGAAGUAAAGGAGCCAAGCGGUACCAAGCAGAGACCGUUCCCCCCUACCCCCCUGACUCCCGCCAGGGCCGGUUAUUCCAGCUCUGUACCCUCCAACCCUUACACCCAGGCUUUUUCUGGAGCUCAGGGCUCAUCCUGCCUCAAUGCCCUCACCUUCUGGGGUCUGGCAAUAAAGUUCUCAGACUCCCCUCUA